GUAUAGUCGUUUCCAAGCAAUCGCCUGCAAAGGAAAGAAAUCGCAAUAGGGAAAUCCAAUAAGAAAGAUCAAAAAUAUAAAUUGUUAAAUUAUGGCGUAGUCAAUGAAACCAGAAAACGAUUGGAAAUCGAGUUACUUCGUCAGUCGCGCUUGAAAUGUCUGUGAGGUCGUAUGUGAAAAGGUGUCGAAAUGGGUAAAAAAGUCAGAAGAGUUGAAACUGUAGAAAAAAGUGCUGAUAGAUUACUUAAAAAAAUGACGAAAGGACGCAUAUCACCUAUUAAAAAAAAUAAAACACUUAUUAGGUCUUCAAUGCCAGAAAAGUUGUAUAAAGAAGAGAUACAAAAUAAAAAAACGGCAAAAGGGCGCCAAUAUGUGAAAAAGAAGAAAAAUUUAAAAGAAGAGCCUUCAAAAAAGAGUGAUGAGAAGCUUCUUACUAGUGUAAGUCCAGUUAGAAAGGUACGCAAGCGUGUGCGAAAAGAAACCGAAGAACUAGAAUAUAAUGAAAGUGUGGAAAUUCCUGAAAAGUGUUCAAAGAAAAAUGAAAAGCAAGAAAAGUUAAUCAAAGUUAAUCAAAAAAGCAAAAUGACUAAAGAUAAAAACGAAAGAGUAACGCCAAAAUUAUCGAUUACAAAGAAAAAAAUGAAGAAAAAUAAAUUACCAAUUGAACGAAAUGAGAGAAAACGCAAAAAUAUAAAAACAAGCAAUGGAAAAAAGGAAAUUACAGGGAAACCAAGAAAAUCUAAGAAAGUUAAUAUUGAAGCUUUAAAAGAUAAAAAGGUAGAAUCUGUUAAUAUUGAAGCUUUAAAGAAAACAAUACAAGAAAAAGAACAAAAUUUAGAAUCGGCUAAUAUUAAAGCUUUAAAGAAAACAAUACAAGAAAAAGAAUCAAAUUUAGAAUCGGUUAAUAUUGAAGCUUUAAAGAAAACAAUAGUUCAGAAAGACUUAAAGGUAAAAUCUGUCGAACGUUCCAUUAUUAAAUCAUCAGCAAAGAUUGAAGACAAAGUAAAGAAAUGCCCAACAGUUAUGGAGAAAACAAUUGUUAAGAAGUUCGAGCCUGGAUCUGCCAUUAUUAAAGCAUCGCCUAAUAUUGUUGAAGAAGAAAAGCCUCAGCAUAAUAAGUUUUCAGACCAGUCAAAUGGAAUGGAUUUACCAUGUACCUCUGCGGAAGCACGAAAACCUCUAGUUGAAAAGGAAAAAAUUAAGAAAAUUGGUCAACAAAAUGUUUUACAAGCGAUAGCUUUUGAGUCUACUUCGCUUCUUAAAAAACCAGAUAAUGAAAAAACUAAUCAAUAUCUAUUUAAAAAGAAAAAAAUUAAGAAAAUUGGUCAACAAAAUGUAUUACCAGCGAUGGCUUUAAAGUCUACUUCACUUCUCCAGACACCAGAUAAUGAGUGUUCAAACCAUGACGAUUUUUCAGUUUUUAUAAAAAAUUAUUUUGACAUGGUAGAUGAAGAGGAUUUAAAGUAUUUUUCAUCAAAAAAACAGUCAAAUAUAGGUGCAAGUGAGAUUGAGUCCAGUCAACAUCAGUAUUCUAAUUCAACUCCGGCUUGUCUUUUCUUUGAUGGGAAAAGUCCAGCAAAACAAGUAAAAAUCUUGCCAAAAUAUACAAAAGGUCCUGCAAAUUAUAACAAAUUAAUGAAACCAUAUACCAGGAAAAGAGAAUCAAUUUCUUUGUUAAAAAUAAACCAGAAGAAAACAGUGAAAAAAUUUAAUUCUGAGCCCCAAGCAGAAGACAUCAAGGGUAAUAUUAAAAUUAAAAAACGUCAUGGUUGCGGUCAACAUCCGAGUUCUGAUCCAACUCCUGUUCGCCUGCUAUUUGAUGAGCAAAGUCAAGGAAGUCAAGUACAAAACGAGUCAAAAUAUGAAACGAGUGAAGUUAACCCAAUGAUUAGUUCAUUUGAUGAAAGAAGAUUUGCUGAAGAUAUUAUAUUUGAACACUUUUGCACGACAGAUAUACCAUGUCGCUUUAUGGAGUCGCUCCUACAUAUGAUAACAAAAAACCAUAUUUUGCUAGAAUGUAGCUUAGAUGGAGAUACGGUAAUUUAAGUGACUGAACUGAUAUUAAUCACUUUUACAAUCUUUUAAAAAUUUAUU
Messenger RNA from Teleopsis dalmanni, 2094 nucleotides. RefSeq names its product eukaryotic translation initiation factor 5B-like. The record is from RefSeq and is a predicted model, not a curated record. NCBI's taxonomy places the organism in Eukaryota, Metazoa, Arthropoda, Insecta, Diptera, Diopsidae. The transcript is spliced from 4 exons. The coding region runs from base 190 to 2046 and encodes 618 amino acids.